AUUAUUUCGAAGAUGGGUAAUUUUGGAUUGCAACAACAUUACGAGACUGCCAAGAAGACGGGAGCACUGAGAUUGUCUCAAAAGAAACUGGACGAAUUUCCAUCGAAUCUACGUACAUUGGCACAUCUUCUACGUAAUUUGGAUAUAUCUGAGAAUAAAUUUACUAGAUUACCCGACGAGAUUGGCGAGUUUACCUUGUUGAAACAGAUCAAUUUGAGUCGUAACAGGCUUACGACGUUACCAGAGAUUAUCGGUCUUUUAUUAAAAUUAGAAUGUUUCAAUGCCAGUUCGAAUUACAUCGAAAGGAUACCACAUUCCUUUUCAAAAUUAUCCCAUUUAAAACAAGUUAAUCUUUCUGAUAAUCGCAUUACCGAAUUCCCUUUAAUGUUUUGCGAUUUGAAACAUCUCGACAUAUUGGAUCUGUCGAAGAAUAAAUUGACGAUUAUACCGGACGCUGCUUUCUUACUUUCAGUGACCGAAUUAAAUCUUAAUCAAAAUCAAAUUUCUAUUAUAUCGGACAGAAUCGCCGAAUGUUCGCGUCUGAAGACGUUACGCUUAGAAGAAAACUGUUUACAAUUGAAUGCCAUACCAACCAGAAUAUUGAAAGAAUCUAAGAUAUCAAUGUUAGCGUUAACAGGGAAUCUCUUCGAGAUGAAACAAUUCGCUGACGUUGAAGGAUACGAUGAUUAUAUGGAAAGAUAUACAGCGGUGAAAAAAAAAAUGUUUUGAACUCAUCAAGAUUACGAACACAUCUCGUUGUCACGAAUUAAUAGAAACGCAUACAUAGUUUCUCACGUACUUUUUUUUAUUCCACCUCUCUUCCCAUACGCCGUCAAAUUUGUCAUCGUGUGUGUUCUUUAACGAUUUUGUACAUAUAUACACAUACACACAUAUUUGUAUCUAUUUCAUGCAAAUAUUAUGAAAAAUAAAUUAUAUCUUAUAUUUAUUUUUAA
Vespula pensylvanica (western yellowjacket) is the source of this 953-nucleotide messenger RNA. RefSeq names its product leucine-rich repeat-containing protein 57-like. Bases 13 to 729 code for a protein of 238 amino acids. Gene Ontology annotation, molecular function: protein binding. The transcript has a single exon. The record is from RefSeq and is a predicted model, not a curated record. Lineage: Eukaryota; Metazoa; Arthropoda; Insecta; Hymenoptera; Vespidae.